GGAGUAAGAUGGCUGCAGCACAAGUGCUGAGAACCUGGAGUGGGACUGCGAGGCGCUUGAUUUGUGUUCGCUAUUUUCAAACGUGUAUUAAUGUACAUGACUUGAAGCCAAAACACAUGUGUUUCUUCACUUAUCCUUCCUUCAAAUAUAAUCAUCCACAUCGAUUGCUGAAAACAACUGCUGCUCUUCAUGGACAGAUUGUUCAAUUCAAACUGUCAGACAUUGGAGAAGGGAUUAGAGAAGUAACUGUUAAAGAAUGGUAUGUAAAAGAAGGAGAUACAGUGUCUCAGUUUGAUAGCAUCUGUGAAGUUCAAAGUGAUAAAGCUUCUGUUACCAUCACUAGCCGUUACGAUGGAGUCAUUAAAAAACUCUAUUAUAAUCUAGACGAGAUUGCCUAUGUGGGGAAGCCAUUAGUAGACAUAGAAACGGAAGCAUUAAAAGAUUCAGAAGAAGAUGUGGUUGAAACUCCUGCUGUGUCCCAUGAUGAGCACACACAUCAAGAGAUAAAAGGCCACAAAACGCUGGCAACACCUGCAGUUCGCCGCCUGGCAAUGGAAAACAAUAUUAAAUUGAGUGAAGUUGUUGGCUCAGGAAAAGAUGGCAGAAUACUUAAAGAAGAUAUUCUCAACUAUUUGGCAAAGCAGACAGGAGCUAUAUUACCUCCUUCACCAAAAGCUGAAAUCAUGCCACCUCCACCAAAACCAAAAGAAAGGACUAUUCCUCCACCCAUAUCAAGGCCUCCGGUGUUCACUGGCAAGGACAGGACAGAGCCUCUAAAAGGCUUCCACAAAGCAAUGGUCAAGACCAUGACUGCAGCCCUCAAGAUCCCUCACUUUGGGUACUGUGAUGAGGUUGACAUGACUGAACUGGUCAAGUUACGAGAAGAACUAAAACCCAUUGCUUUUGCUCGUGGAGUUAAACUGUCCUAUAUGCCCUUCUUUUUAAAGGCUGCUUCCUUGGGAUUAUUGCAGUUUCCAAUCCUUAAUGCCUCUGUGGAUGAAGCCUGCCAAAACAUAACAUAUAAGGCUUCUCAUAAUAUUGGGAUAGCAAUGGAUACGGAGCAGGGGUUGAUCGUCCCAAAUGUGAAAAAUGUGCAGAUCCUCUCUAUAUUUGAGAUUGCCUCAGAAUUGAACCGCCUUCAGGAACUGGGCUCUGCGGGUCAACUCAGCACCUCUGAGCUCACAGGAGGGACAUUUACCCUUUCCAAUAUAGGAUCUAUUGGUGGUACCUAUGCCAAAGCAGUGAUAUUGCCACCUGAAGUAGCAAUUGGGGCCCUUGGAUCAAUUAAGGCUCUUCCUCGAUUUAACCAGAAAGGAGAAGUAUACAAGGCUCAGAUAAUGAAUGUGAGCUGGUCAGCUGAUCACAGAGUUAUUGACGGUGCUACAAUGUCCCGCUUCUCUAAUUUGUGGAAAUCCUACUUAGAAAACCCAGCUUUUAUGCUGCUGGAUCUGAAGUGAAAACGGAGAAGACAUCUUUGAACUUUUUAUACUUCCAAAGAAUACGUAAAGCUUAGCUUGCCAGCACUUGUUCUUCAUUGCGAUUUGUACUAUAAAUGAUUUGUAUUAUGUGAUUAAACUCUUAACGCACAAUAUUUAUCACUUUUGUUAGACUUUUUACUGAAAAUGAGAAAGUAUGAAAUGGUUGUUCUCCUGGGUUGUACUGUCACGUUUUAUAGGUCAUAGUGUUACAUGAUAUGGUGCUGAAGUCUUUGUGUCAAUGGAUCCAAACUGGCAAGA
Elephantulus edwardii (Cape elephant shrew) is the source of this 1736-nucleotide messenger RNA. RefSeq names its product dihydrolipoamide branched chain transacylase E2 (gene DBT). Gene Ontology annotation, cellular component: cytoplasm; mitochondrion. Lineage: Eukaryota; Metazoa; Chordata; Mammalia; Macroscelidea; Macroscelididae. Bases 9 to 1457 code for a protein of 482 amino acids. The transcript has 11 exons. Gene Ontology annotation, molecular function: lipoic acid binding; acetyltransferase activity. The record is from RefSeq and is a predicted model, not a curated record.